This is a messenger RNA of Onychostoma macrolepis, 2076 nucleotides long. RefSeq lists its product as uncharacterized. Gene Ontology annotation, molecular function: nucleic acid binding. Bases 1 to 2076 code for a protein of 691 amino acids. The transcript has a single exon. Lineage: Eukaryota; Metazoa; Chordata; Actinopteri; Cypriniformes; Cyprinidae. The record is from RefSeq and is a predicted model, not a curated record.
AUGAGCAGAGUCCCGUUUCUGAGCGGCGCUCUGCAGGGCGCAAGCCCCACGCGCCCUCUCAGUCUAAGCACGAGUGUUCCCCCGGCUCAUGCUGGCGGUCCAACCGGUGCGGAAGACAUAUACGAUGCCCCUCUGGUGGUGGGCGGCUUCCUAUCAUCAGACAACGAGCCGGUUCAGACGUGUCACGGGGCGCUUCUACCCCUUUCUCACUAUUUGGACGCGUGGCGCACGCUUCCAGGAGUGUCAGAAUGGGUGCUGAACACAGUUUCGAGCGGGUAUACGCUUCAGUUCGCACGCAGACCACCCCGCUUCAGCGGCGUGAGGAUGUCAGACGUGCAGAGCAGGGACGCACCAGUGUUGCGAGCAGAAAUUCUCUCUCUCCUUGCAAAACAGGCGAUAGAAGAAGUCCCCCCGGGUAAUAUGGAGUGUGGCCUUUACAGUCGCUACUUCCUGGUCCCCAAAAAGGACGGGGGGCUUCGACCUAUUCUGGAUUUGAGACCACUGAACCGCGCGCUCGCAAAGCGCUCGUUCAAGAUGAUAACAGUGAAACAGAUCCUCGCACACAUUCAGCCCGGGGACUGGUUUAUCUCGGUGGACUUGAAAGACGCCUAUUUUCACAUUCAGAUAGUCCCUCGUCACAGGCGCUUUCUAAGAUUCGCGUUCGAGGGCAGAGCUUAUCAAUUCAAAGUUCUCCCUUUCGGCUUGGCUUUGGCCCCGAGGUCUUUUACGAAGUGUAUCAAUGCAGCGCUUUCCCCUCUCAGGCAGAGUGGAAUUCGCAUCCUGAAUUAUCUGGACGACUGGCUUGUUAUAGCCCAGUCACGGGAUACGCUGGAAAGCCACAAAUGUCAGCUUCUAGAGCAUCUGAAGCACCUUGGUCUGACGAUCAAUAUGCGGAAGAGCAAGCUUCGCCCCACACAGGCCAUCGCAUUCUUGGGAAUGGAUUUGAACUCGCAAUCGAUGAGAGCGCGUCUCUCUCAAGAGCGAAUGCGAGCUUUGGCCAGCGCUCUCACCUCGUUCAAGCCAGGGAGAGUGGUGACUCUGAAAUGCUUUCAGAGGUUGUUGGGGCGUAUGGCAGCAGCAGCUGUGGUGUGUCAACUCGGGCUUCUGCAUAUGAGACCACUUCAGCUAUGGCUGAAAUCCCGGGUGCCAAACAACGCGUGGAAGAACGGUCAGUUGCGCGUCUUGGUGACCCGAGAAUGCAUGCAGACGUUAGCCCCCUGGUUCAACACAAGGAUGUUCGAGCAGGGAGUCUCGAUGGGCAGAGUGGUCAGCAGAAAAAUUGUCACUACGGAUGCGUCAUUGACGGGCUGGGGAGCCCUUUGCGACGGCAGGCCGGCUUAUGGCACUUGGACGAAUGCGCAAGCGAGGUGGCAUAUAAAUUACCUAGAACUGAAGGCAGUAUUUUUAGCUUUGCAGGGCUUUCUUCCACUGGUAAAGGAUCGACACGUCCUGGUCCGGACGGACAACAUGACGGUGGUAUCCUAUAUCAACCAUCAGGGAGGUAUUCGUUCACGCUCGCUUCAAAGGCUGGCGGAACGUUUCCUCCUUUGGGCGGACAGAAACCUUCUGUCGAUCCGAGCAGUUCAUGUUCCAGGCAGCCAGAACUGCGGCGCAGACAUGCUGUCCAGGGGUGGUCCAGUUCACGGGGAAUGGAGACUGCACCCGCGGACCAUCCAGCUGAUCUGGAGCCUGUUCGGAGAGGCGGAGAUCGACUUGUUUGCCUCAGAGGAGAACGCGCAUUGCCAGCUGUUCUUCUCGCUGACGAACGCACCUCUGGAUGGGGAUGCUCUUUCGAGUCGCUGGCCCAAGAAGCGCAAAUAUGCCUUUCCCCCAGUGAAGGUUAUGCCGCUAGUGCUGCAGAAAAUCAGAGAGGAAAGGGGGACGGUGCUUCUGGUUGCGCCGAACUGGCCCAAUCAGCCAUGGUUCCCGGAGUUGAUAGAGCUUCUAACGGCUCCCCCGUGGCCGAUUCCGUUACGGAGAGAUCUCUUAUCGCAGGCAAAGGGCUCGGUGUGGCACCCCAGACCGGAGCUAUGGAACCUGCAUGUUUGGCAAGUCAGCGCAGAGGGCAGUCGCUAA